Molecule: messenger RNA, 1022 nt
Organism: Nicotiana attenuata
Lineage: Eukaryota; Viridiplantae; Streptophyta; Magnoliopsida; Solanales; Solanaceae
Exons: 4
Coding region: 1-504 (167 amino acids)
Source: RefSeq, a predicted model, not a curated record
AUGUGGCUACAUUUGAUUGACCAGGCGAAAAACUGGCCAUUUUUGAAUUUUUCGCAUUAUGAAACGAUAAGUAACAAUGAUCCAAACAUAGUGUUAGUGUUUGGGCUUAACGGGCCUAACACCACUACUAGUAUGUCUAGAUUGGGAAAAGCGUGCGUCUUCUUAGGGUUAGGCCUAAAAGGAUAUUCAUUCGUCAGUUUCCGCGGUGUCAUAGUGCGAUGGCUGAGAUUCCUCGUGGGGGAAAGCGAAAAUUGGAAGAAGGAUGGAGGACCAGAAGAUUUCUCCGAUUCUGAUGAUGAUCUUGUUACCUAUGCUGACGGUCGCAAGAUGAGCAUCCAACAUAAGAAUGAGUAUCACAGGCAGGUCAGGGAGAGCGAGGGUUUUGAGAUCACUCUGGAUUUGACUUUGAAUGCUGCUAUUGGGGAUCCAAUUAUUCCCCAACGGGGUAAGGAGAGCAAACCCAAGUUUGUUGACCUCUCCAAGCUACAAAAUACGAAUUUGUGAAAAAUGUGACUGUGAACACAUCAUAUGCUGCUGGGAUGUGGUGUUAUAUCACCUUUCAAGGCAGGGAUGCUGAUGUAGAUGCUACUGCGGAUGAUGAUUCCAACGCUCUAAAGACUUUUCAAGCAUUGGCGUGGUGGGGAAUUAAUGGAGACAGAGAUGUGAAAUUUUGCAGGUUUAAGAAACCUUCUUUAGUGAUUGAAGGUGAUAAGAGAGCUCCUGAUUCGGAUGUAGAUGCGAAAUCUACGCAGUGAGCUUCCUCACUCUUCAAGCUCUGAUCAGUCCUCUACUGUGGUAGUUAUUACUAAUAGUGUAGUGUUAUAUACAUGUGUUAUUACUAUGACAUGAAAGAAGUGUUGGGAUAUGUCUUCUUCUACUCUUGUAGUUUAAUGAAGGGUUAUAUAUGUUAUUAACUUAGUUAUUACUAGUAGUGUUGUAGUGUGUUAUUACUACGACAUGAAAGAAGUGUUGGUAUGUGUCUUCUUCUACUUUUGUAGGUUAAUGAAGGGUUAUUUAUGUUA